UUGAUCGAAAAUUAGAUCUAAGGUCCUAAAAGUUUGAGCGCCCAUGCUUUACACCAAACUGCUGCCACACCCACUAUCUAAAUUGUGCAUCUGUUCCUGGAAACUGCCUUUUGGUUUCGAGUCAGCAAAGCAUCGCUUCAGAUGAGCCCCGCAGGUGUCCUAUGAUGAGUCAAACCAUGAGCGCAGUUCUUCUCUUCGUGAAGGUACUUACUGUGUAUUGCCUCAGCCCCAGUAAGGCAAAAGUCGAAGCGGACUGUGACAAAAAUGUUGACAUGAGCUGUCUGUGUCGUGACAGCACGCAUUUUCAGUUGCUCUCUUGGUACAAGAUGGAUGGACAGAAGAGGCAUUUCCUCAUCAGCACCGGUGAUGGCUCUGUGGAGAAGGGGAACUUUUCUCAGCAGAUCACCUUUGGCGAGGGCGACAGCCUGCAUCUGCCCGUCGUGACGCCCAGUGACUCUGGUACCUACAAAUGUGCCAUCACUGCAAAUGUAGGCGGUCAAAAUAAAGACUGCGUGGUCGACCUCGUGGUUCGUGCAUGUGUGACCAACACCCCAACAAUUACAAUGACAAAUGUAAUGCUCAUCACAAUUCCAAGUGCUGUUAACGCCAGUCAGGAACUGCCGCUGCCAGUCGUGUGGAGCAGUCUGAGCUGCUUGGCAGUGGGCUUGGCCAAAGUGCUCAUCUCAUGCAUUGGCGUUCGGGUAAAUAGAGCUACAUUGGGAAAUGGCAACCAAAAUGAUGCAUCGCAAUGACCCUGGCAAACGUUACCAGCGUCUUGUCAACAAACCUAGAAAACAGUUUCGCAGACUCAUCGUUAUCCUAAUCAUUGAAAAUGAGUAAGUAGGAAACAAAUUAUUGCGACACUCGGGGAGUCUGCUAACCGGUUUUCCGGGUUUGGUCACACGACGUCGGCAACGUUGAGUGUCUACCUCCGCUGCGGAUGAGUUGGACAGCCUCGCACUGCCCAUGAAGUGUGCUCUCGACUACAAAACAUGACACUUUUUACUGCAGUGCGAGCAGAAGAUGGCCGGAUUUUCCUUGUAAUUUGCCGGAUGUUGCUGCGUCACGGUCGUCCUUGCCCGGAUGGAUAGAUGGCGCCGUUUCAUAAAACGAAAGCACCAAGCAUGAGUUGAUCUUGAAUUCUCUCACGACUGUUCAAUUCCCACGGUUCCUGCGUGUGACUGAUAGCUUGCACUGUGUUUCGUAAGUGUGUCUCUUCGUGGGUGCCAUUUUCAGAUGUUGUUUUGCACAAUGCAUGUACUAUAUGCCACAUACCUGUACACCUACUGGGGACGUGCCUUUAGCAUCCUUUUUCAUGCCCACCCGUCUUACUUUAACGUCCGCAUGCUGUCCUCAGUUAUGUCCGCCUUUCCUCUAUAUGAGCAGUGUGUCGGCACAACAUCAAUCAGUCAAGAGGACCCUCAUCGAAGUCACACAACAGCACUCCCAGAUUUUCGAAUUAGGUGCAUAUACACGGCAACCCGCUUUAUUAGGCGGCCCGUCCAUUUUGGAGAAAAUUUAAGACUUUUGAGUGCGCCUUUUGGUGGUGAAAAUACAGUACUGUAUUCUGCUCGAAGCCACAAGGCCUGCGUUCUUCCGUCCGUUCAAGUGUCAUUUGAGUCAGUUCUGGUGGUCUCCACAGGAUGAGAGCCACCGUUUCCUAUUGUGGCAGCGUUUCGUCUACAUGACAACAUUUGCUUUGCCACUGAAAUAAGCGGGAGGGAUUCAACGAACUUCUUGUUCUCCUAAUUUUCUCUUUUGUCACUCAUU
Hippocampus zosterae (dwarf seahorse) is the source of this 1770-nucleotide messenger RNA. RefSeq lists its product as uncharacterized. NCBI's taxonomy places the organism in Eukaryota, Metazoa, Chordata, Actinopteri, Syngnathiformes, Syngnathidae. The transcript is spliced from 4 exons. Bases 162 to 752 code for a protein of 196 amino acids. The record is from RefSeq and is a predicted model, not a curated record.